GGGGCGGCGCCAGACCUAGGACCUCUGCAGUGCGCGUAGCUACUGGGCAGGAGUCGGGGUCGUCCCGCCACCUCCCACAUUCCGGGUCCUGAGACCAGAACCUCGAGCGCCAGGCUGCUGGCUAUUCCGAUGGCAGGAUGGUGAGCAAGAAUUUGAGAGACAUGAAACUUGAAGAAAGUGACAAUAGCAGUACAGUUUUAAAGUGGCUGAAGGCUUGCAUGUUGCAGAAGUAGACCUUGUUUUGUGUUUUCCUGGAGAGUGUUAUCCAGACCAAGCCAAGGCACUGAUGUUUGAACUGGAAACUUUAAAACUUUUAAAAGAACCUUCAGGAUGGCUUUGAACUAGACAACCUAGAAAUCCCUUCAGAACAUCGCCUCCAGCAUGCACCUUCCCUUUGGGUUUUCUUGAAUAGGAGCUUGAAGAGGUUAUUCUGUAGACAGACAUAUUGACGCUCAUGGAACCAGACUAGUGGCUUUGAUUUUUCUGGUAGAAUUAUCUUACUUUAUUAUAUUCCCUCUCAGAGUUCUAAGAGGUGUAGAGAUAUUCAUGGAACUGAAGAGCCUGCAAGGAAGGGAAGUAUCACUUUCAUGCUGAAACCUAAGCAAGUGGCAGUUGUGGUUGAAAGCACUUAAACCUACCACGUUCAGAUUCACUUGAUUGGGGAGACAGAGGAACGGUCACAGCUGGGGAGAAAGAAGUGAGACUGGAAAAGAAAACCCAACGGAAGAGAAUGAGGGUGACUGGAAAGUAAAUGGCCACCUCCACCUCCACAGAGACAAAGCCAGCCUCUUGGUGGAAUUAUUUUUUCCUUUAUGAUGGCUCCAAGGUAAAGGAAGAAGGAGAUCCAACAAGAGCUGGCAUUUGUUAUUUUUACCCCUCUCAGACCCUGCUUGACCAACAGGAGUUGCUCUGUGGACAGAUUGCUGGAGUUGUCUGCUGUGUUUCUGACAUUUCUGGCUCUCCUCCCACUCUCAUUCGUCUGAGGAAACUGAAGUUUGCUGUAAAGGUUGAUGGAGAUUACCUUUGGGUGCUGGGCUGUGCUGUGGAGCUCCCUGAUGUCAGUUGCAAGCGGUUUCUGGAUCAGCUAAUUGGAUUCUUUAAUUUUUACAAUGGACCUGUUUCUCUGGCUUAUAAGAACUGUUCUCAGGAAGAACUGAGCAGGGAAUGGGACACCUUCAUCAAACAAAUUCUGGAAAACACCAGUGACCUGCAUAAGAUAUUCAAUUCCCUCUGGAACUUGGACCGAACAAAAGUGGAGCCCCUCUUGUUGCUGAAGGCAGCCCUCAUUCUGCAGACCUGCCAGCGCUCGCCUCACAUUCUCGCUGGUUGCAUCCUCUAUAAAGGACUGAUUGUCAGCACCCAGCUGCCACCCUCCCUCACCGCCAAGGUCCUGCUUCACCGCACUGCACAUGAGGACCAGAGGCUGCCCACAGGAGAGGAUGCCCCGCAGGAAUGUGGAGGAGCAUUUCUCCCAAAUGUCCAGGUCAUCCCUGUUUUCCUGACCAAAGAGGAAGCCGUCAGCCUCCGUGAGUUCCCAGCAGAGGGGAUGACUAGCUCUCCUGCAUCUCCAGCCAGACUCCAAGACAGCUCAGCCCAGUGCCCUUCAAAGGGUAGGAGCACAUUUACCCUAGAAGGAAACGCUGCCGGGCGUGUGGAAUCCAUGGCCUGGGUGUUGGCGACUACCUCGAAACCCACGUCCCCUGACCAAGCUUGGCCAGAUGGCAAAGGUGAGAGCAGACACUUGUCUGACCAUGCUCUGGAGAGCGUUGGGCCCACAGGACUGUACAGCACUUCCAGGGCCUGGGAUCCUCGCCUCGGCUGCCUCCCAGUGAAGGAACCGAGCUUUCCCCAAGGGGAACUGGACUUGUCUGAAAUCCACAUUCCAGAAGCUCGGGAAGUGGGAACAUACUCAGGGCAUUUUGACUUCCCGCACGUGUGUGCUCCAGCUGGUGGAGGUCCUUGCCGCAAGGAAUCUGUCAGUGACUCCAGCAACCCGGAACCCAUAUCACCUGAGGACAUAGCCGUCAGCAGUCUGCUCUCUCUCUCCCCUCCUGAGAUGCUCACCCAGAACGGAGGCCUGGAAGAGUGUGAAGACCUUUUUGACAACAGCGGCCAUGUCCCUGUCCCCAGAGGAGACCCAUUUCCCAAAGGGACCAGGAGGCCCUUGUCAUUGCCUCCCUUGGAUCCAGAGCAGAGAGGACGUAAGCUUCCUGUAGGAGAACAAGAUGUGGAUCUGUGUGUUGGUGGGGACCAUGAGAGCCACGCGGCCCCUGGUCUGGAAUGCAGUUCAGGCUUGGCAGGCUGCCGGGACAGUGGCCCCUCUGCAGACAGAAUUGAGUCCACAUUGACCCCUGCAGGAUCCCACGUGGAACUCGUGCGGAUGAGCCUCUACACUCACAGUGUUAAAGGCCUGGUGCUGUCCCUGCUGGCUGAGGAGCCACUGCUGGGCAACGGUGCAGCCAUAGAGGAGGUGUACCACAGCAGCCUGGCAUCCCUGAAUGGCCUGGAAGUCCACCUGAAAGAGACGAUUCCCAAAGAUGAGGCUGCCCCCACGAACAGCACGUACAACUUCACACAUUAUGACCGAAUCCAGAGCAUGCUGAUGGCGAAUCUGCCACAGGUGGCCACCCCCCAGGACCGCCGCUUCCUCCAGGCCGUCAGCCUGAUGCAUUCCGACUUUGCCCAGCUGCCUGCGCUGUACGAAAUGACGGUCAGAAAUGCCUCCACAGCUGUGUAUGCCUGUUGCAACCCUGUCCAGGAAACUUACUUCCAGCAGCUGGCGUCCGCAGCACGGAGCUCUGGCUUCCCGAGUCCUCAGGACGGUGCCUUCAGCCUCUCAGGCAAAGCCAAGCAGAAGCUGCUGAAGCAUGGGGUGAACUUACUCUGAACUGUAGUGCUAAGUUCAUUACCCCAGGAGAUGACUGUGCAAGAGAAUACCAGCAAAGGAAGCUCUGCCUUUUCUAAUAGAAAAGGUCCCUCUAUUUUAUUUUUCUUGGAACAGUCCCUUUUUUAGAAACGUAA
Messenger RNA from Cynocephalus volans (Philippine flying lemur), 3021 nucleotides. It is a transcript of the gene HPS4, whose product is annotated as HPS4 biogenesis of lysosomal organelles complex 3 subunit 2. NCBI's taxonomy places the organism in Eukaryota, Metazoa, Chordata, Mammalia, Dermoptera, Cynocephalidae. Gene Ontology annotation, cellular component: BLOC-3 complex; cytoplasmic vesicle; lysosomal membrane. The record is from RefSeq and is a predicted model, not a curated record. Gene Ontology annotation, biological process: melanosome assembly; protein targeting; vesicle-mediated transport. Gene Ontology annotation, molecular function: guanyl-nucleotide exchange factor activity; small GTPase binding. Bases 752 to 2887 code for a protein of 711 amino acids. The transcript is spliced from 15 exons.